GCGCGGCUUCGGACUGGAAAGCCUUGGGUCGCAGGGAGGUUUGGUCGCUCGCUGCCGGUCCCCUGAGGCCGACAUGAGCAGCUUGCAUGGGGGCGAGCGCACCCCUCUCCCCGAAGCCUGCGGCGGCCCUUCUGGCUUUGCCCCAGGAGACCCCGGCCUUCGCGAAGAAACCGCGGCCGCUCAGCUGAUGGCGGAGGCUGGUAAGCGCGGCCCUGAGACCGUUGCGCCUUCACCUCCCCGGCUUGCCGCGGAGGGGGACGCCGCCUGGGACCCCGCGAGCGGAGGCCGCACUUCCCAGACCCUAGUCCGCGGAGGUCGCGGCGCGCCGGCGACGGGCGCUGGGAGGGAAGAGGCCCCGCCUCCCUCCGAAGGCCUGGGGGCGGCCUCGGCCCCCACGGCGGCGGCGGCGGAUAGCGCCCGGACGACUGUCGGUGAGGGCGGCGAGCCCCGCGGCCCUGGGGGGGAGACGGCCCUGCAGGGCUGCGACGCAGGGAGGUCCGCGUCUGAGGGCACAGUCGGGGCGAAGGCGGAGCAAGGGAAGCCUGGACAGUGCGCCGUCUCCCCAGGAGCGGUGGAUGCAAGGCCCGAGGUAAUGGAGGGGAAAAUGGAGGUGGACAAGAGGCCAGUGGGUGAAAUGGACGUGGUGGAGGAAGAUCAAGUCUCCGGGGAGGUGAACGCGGAGGCAAGGCCCCACCUUCCGAAUUGGUUUCUUCGCAUGGACCCUUUGGAGGCCAUUCAGCAGGAGCUGGACACUGUGAACGCCCAGGCUGACCGGGCCUUCCUCCAGCUGGAGCAGAAAUUUGGUCGGAUGCGGCGCCACUACCUGGAGCGGAGGAACUACAUUAUUCAGAAUAUCCCUGGCUUCUGGGCUACCGCUUUUCGGCACCAUCCCCAACUGUCCGCCAUGAUUAAAGGUCAAGAUGCAGAGAUGGUGAGAUAUAUGACCAGUUUGGAGGUGAAGGAGCUUAGAGAGCCCAGGACGGGCUGCAAGUUCAAGUUCUUCUUCCGCAGAAACCCCUACUUCAGAAACAAGUUGAUUGUCAAGGAAUAUGAGGUCAGGUCCUCAGGCGAAGUGGUAUCUCUCUCUACUCCCAUCGUAUGGCGCAGAGGUCAUGAGCCCCAGUCCUUCAUUCACAGGGACCAAGGCAUCAUCUGCAGCUUCUUCACCUGGUUUUCAGACCACAGCCUUCCAGAGUCUGACAAGAUUGCAGAGAUUAUCAAAGAGGACUUGUGGCCAAACCCACUGCAGUACUACUUGUUGCGUGAAGGAGCCCGAAGACCCAGGCGUCGCCCAAUAAGGGAACCAGUAGAGCUCCCCAGGCCCUUUGGAUGCCAGUCUGGUUAACCGUUGCCCUGGGAAAUGCUCAGGCACAAGGUUCAUGACCACCACCUGCUAGACAUGUACUUGAUCAACAGCAUGGGUAUGCUUUCUAUGUGUUUUUAGGCUGACUGCACCUUUCCUCUGGACAUACUAAGACUUUCUUAUCUUUGAGCUGUUCUGUAUUAACAUCACCCACUCCAUGGCCCUAGGGUUCAACAUUGCUAAGCGAAGCAAAUGAUGCUGUACAUCAGACUUAAUCUGCACUGCUUGGAACCUCUUGCCACCCGCAUUUGUAACUGGCUAGAAGCUCAUUUUGUUCCUCAUCUGGCAGUACAAACACAUGGCCUGUGAACAAUUGCUGGGCAUUAAUGAUGUCAAGAAAGAACAUCAUUUGACUUCUGUUGGUGAUUUAUGUGACUCUCAUUCUACUCUAGUCAGCUUUUGUUGCUUGGUUAUGGGCUAUGCCCAUUGCUCUUGACUACCGCCUUCUGAAUGAACAUCUUUCAGUUGUCAACCUCACUGUCUUGUUUCUAGUAAAUGUGGAUCUUCGGAAUUGGUGGUGGACCAAGGAAGGUUGCUUGCUAAUAUUCCAUAGACUUUUCAACUCAUCAAACCUUUCCCUCCCACCCUUCAGUUCCCAGACACCCUACUGUCUAUCAGGCAAGUUGUUAGACCCAUCUUCCUGGCAAGGGUAAGGCUGGUAUCUUUAAAAGUGCCAGGCUUUCUCAGCCUUGGCUUGCAUCCCUUCUUCAUCCUGAACAUGACUACAUUUCAACAUAGCAGUAAACUUAGCGCUCUUUGGGAGAGGGCUAAAAAAAAAACAGAGAAAGGGGGUGGCUUGGAAACAUCUGCAAAAGCAGACUUUGUUAUUUAAUUUGGCCAUCCAGAAACAGGUUAUCCUGCAAAACAGACUGCCAGAGCUCCUACUGCAUCCCUUGCUCACUUCCACACUCCCUCUCCCUCUGGUAACACCUAGAGGGUUUAAGCAAGAAGAGCUCUAAAUGGAAUGAAAGCUCUUUCCCAGUUUAAAGUGUUGGAAAGACUAAAAUUAAGACUGGGCUGAUAACCUGUGAGGAGAGAGAGGAGAAAUACGUUUCUCAGGAAAGUGUUAGAUUAUUUUACCCACAAGGAUUCUUUAAAGAAAUACAAUGCAACUUUGCAUGCUUUCUCUCUUUAAUAUGACCUUAUUUAUGUUGAGUAAUACUCUGUAUCACUGGUAUUUCAUAAAAUCCUGUUAACCUUAUUUUGUUUGUUUCUGCUUACUGGAGUAAUUGAGCUAUACAGCUUUCUUUUGCUUUCAGUUGAGAACAUUUAGAAUAUUAAUCUUAACUUUCCUGUACAAAAUUUUAAAACUUAGAGAAUUCAUAGUUUUCAACUUGUUCAUGUUAUAACUAUCGUUAGAAAUACAAUAUAAAUAACGGUCUUGUCAAACUCUGAAGACUUUGGAAAUUGUUGUCUUCAUGGAAUAAUAACCCACAAAAAUGUUGUGACUUCAAUUGCCUAAGUGGAUAAUUUUACAUUGUAGCAAGUUAGUAACUGAUGUUUUUAUAGAUCACACCCAAACUUGUAAGACUGCUGUGUCAAAUGGGAAGGACAUCGUAGGCAUAUUUGUUUCCCUUAUAUGCAUGAUAAGUGCAUGUCAUUCUGUUAAAUUUCUUAUUCUUCACUUUGGCCUCCAGUGGAAUUGUAAGUUAAUGACAUAGAAUCAUUUGUUUUCAGAUGGACAUGUUGCAUUGUUCCAAAGAUAAGGAAAUAAGGCACAGUAUUGUACCUUCUAAGAUAAAAGACUGUUGCUGCUGUUUUGCUUUAAAAAUGUUCAUUGUAAUUGUUAUGUUUAAUAGACUUCACUUUUUCUCCUUCAUAAAGCAUUUAUUGCACCACCA
This is a messenger RNA of Echinops telfairi (small Madagascar hedgehog), 3204 nucleotides long. It is a transcript of the gene TSPYL1, whose product is annotated as TSPY like 1. The transcript has a single exon. Gene Ontology annotation, biological process: nucleosome assembly. Bases 74 to 1345 code for a protein of 423 amino acids. Gene Ontology annotation, cellular component: nucleus; chromatin. Lineage: Eukaryota; Metazoa; Chordata; Mammalia; Afrosoricida; Tenrecidae. The record is from RefSeq and is a predicted model, not a curated record. Gene Ontology annotation, molecular function: histone binding; chromatin binding.